AUGACCACAGACUCUGCUAGCCACCAAACUCAAUGCAACGGAUCAUCCCCAGACAUCAUGUCCCAGCCUCUACGAGAAAUCUUCUCCGAAAAUGUGCUGGCCAAGAUCCUCCGCGUGGCCGUCCAGGCAUUAACCAACAAUGAUCCUCCCACCGUCUAUCCGGAAUUCGUCCCUCAGAAAGGCCCCUCGACAGGCCACUAUAUCCUCCGCGAAUCCUCCUUCUGGACCAGCGGCUUCUUCCCAGGGCUCCUGUAUCUCCUCCUCGAACGAGCCAUCCGAUACCCCUCGACCUUCCCAUACCUCGGGCACAACCCCAAGACCACAGACCCAGCGCCCCUAAGAGACCACCUCCUCUGCCUCUGCACCAAAUGGACCGCCCCCAUCUACCCCAUGUCCCUACGAACAGACACCCACGACCUCGGCUUCAUCCUCGCCCCCUCCCUCCGCCGCUCCUGGGAACUCACCUCCAACCCCUCCAGCCUGCACGCCCUGCUGACAGGCGCCCAAAGCCUCGCCUCGCGGUUCGUCCCCUCCACUGGCGCAAUCCGCAGCUGGGAUACCCUCCGACAAUCCGACGUGCAGAUCACCUCCCUAAGCACAGACUGCCUCGUCAUCAUCGACAGCAUGAUGAACCUCGACCUCCUCUUCUACGCCGCCACGCAUCUCGGCCCAGAGCUCGCAGCCAUCGCAGCCACACACGCAAAGACACUCCUCACGUCCCACCUCCGCCGGGAAACCACAGGAGACAAAGAGGCCUACUCAACCAUCCACGUCGUCAACUUCGACCCCGCCUCGGGGGCUAUCAAGGAGCGCCGCACGGCGCAGGGGUACGCGGCGAGCUCGACGUGGGCGCGCGGCCAGGCGUGGGCGAUCACCGGGUACGCGCAGACCUACGCCUGGACGGGAGACCCGCAGUUCCUGGACGUGGCGAUUGGGCUGGCCGAGUACUUUCUGGUGAGGCUUGAGGGGGCGCCGGAUUGUGUGGAGAGGACGGUUAACGGGAGGAUGGUCGGGAGGUACGUGCCGCUGUGGGACUUUGAUGCCCCCGUCGACGAGGACAGUCCGUUGCGGGACUCGUCUGCGGGGGUGAUUGCUGCGAAUGGCAUGUUGCUGCUCUCGCAGGCAUUGGUUGGGUGUGAUGAGAGGGCGCGGCGGUUCCGGGAUGCGGCGAUGAGGAUCGUGAGCGAGACGGUUGAGUUUUCGUACUCGAGGGAUGAGGCGAGGAUUGUGGAUGGGGGGAGGAUGCAGGUGGAGGAUGUGUCUGGGAGGCGGUUUGAUGCGAUUCUGCGCAAUGCGACGGCUAAUCACAAUGCGCAGGAUCUGGAGAGAUACAGUGAUCAUGGGCUGGUGUAUGCGGAUUACUAUCUGCUGGAGUUUGGGAAUCAGUUGUUGAAACUGGGGUUGAUAUAG
Messenger RNA from Aspergillus thermomutatus, 1410 nucleotides. RefSeq names its product glycoside hydrolase family 88 protein. The transcript is spliced from 2 exons. Bases 1 to 1410 code for a protein of 469 amino acids. Lineage: Eukaryota; Fungi; Ascomycota; Eurotiomycetes; Eurotiales; Aspergillaceae. Gene Ontology annotation, biological process: polysaccharide catabolic process. Gene Ontology annotation, molecular function: chondroitin hydrolase activity. The record is from RefSeq and is a predicted model, not a curated record.